Molecule: messenger RNA, 635 nt
Organism: Ceratitis capitata (Mediterranean fruit fly)
Lineage: Eukaryota; Metazoa; Arthropoda; Insecta; Diptera; Tephritidae
Gene: Cpr30B
Product: cuticle protein 8
Exons: 2
Coding region: 94-444 (116 amino acids)
Cellular component (GO): extracellular matrix
Source: RefSeq, a predicted model, not a curated record
ACAAUAUUAAUCUUUGCUUGCAAUUCACAGCGCUAACUACAUACACUUGGCAACUAUUUCGAGAAGUAUCAUUUUCGGUAGACAACAAGCAAAAUGUUUUACAAAUUACUCAUUCUCACCGUUUUUACCGUCGUACACGUGCAUGCCAUAGGUGAACUCAGAGAUCUGCAUGAGGAGCACGGCCCAGUGGCCUACGAGUUUCAAUAUGAAGUGCACGAUCCACACACCGGGGAUAUUAAGUCACAGAAGGAGGCGCGUAAAGAUGAUCACGUUGUGGGCGUUUACCAGCUUAUUGAACCGGAUGGUCAUCGUCGUAUUGUGCACUACAAAGCCGAUGAUCAUAAUGGCUUCGAAGCGGUGGUCUCUCGUGAACCAACCAAUAUAAAAAUUCCCGUUCCAGAAGUUCAACAUAAGAUUUUGGCACCGACUCUGUUGCAUCAUUGAGGGGAUAUAGAGGAGAAAGUAAAACCACCAUUUUAGCAAUACUCGUUAUGACAGUCAAGUGUGCACAUACAUGGAGAUGUGUUUGAGGAUACGUGGUAGAGAAUGAAAGUUUGCGAAACUCGUUACGUUUACUCACGUUGUUGUAAAUACACUUACAUAUGCAUAUACAUAAUAAUAUUUAAGUCAAAGGA